Messenger RNA from Branchiostoma floridae (Florida lancelet), 1740 nucleotides. Its product is annotated as 26S proteasome non-ATPase regulatory subunit 11-like. Gene Ontology annotation, cellular component: proteasome regulatory particle, lid subcomplex. Gene Ontology annotation, biological process: ubiquitin-dependent protein catabolic process. Gene Ontology annotation, molecular function: structural molecule activity; protein binding. The record is from RefSeq and is a predicted model, not a curated record. The transcript has 11 exons. The coding region runs from base 166 to 1449 and encodes 427 amino acids. NCBI's taxonomy places the organism in Eukaryota, Metazoa, Chordata, Leptocardii, Amphioxiformes, Branchiostomatidae.
UUGCAAUACAGAGAAACGCUACGAAGAAUUUUUAUUAUUGAAUAUAAAGCCUACAUAUUGAUUUGAUGAUAUCUGGAAAAUCUUAAGUACCGAGAAAACCUAGGAUCUGCAUGUUAUGUGAUGACUUUGAGUUCCGGUUAACUCAAACUUCGGCGAGAGACCAUAAUGCAUGUUGGAAGUGAAAGAAUCAUCAUGGCUGCCCAGGAGUUGGAGAAAGCGUUGGCGCUCAGAAAUUCAAACAACCAAGCCGCCAUGGAUAUUCUACAGAGUAUAGUGAAGAGAGAUAUCGUGGACGGAGAUGAGGAGGCUACCAGAGUGAAGGAGCAGGGGAUUUUGGAGUUAGGCAGUCUGCUGUCCAAGACGGGGCAGGCAGAAGAGCUGGGAGGUCUGGUGAAGUACAUCCGACCUUUCCUGUCCUCCAUCAGCAAGGCCAAGGCUGCCAAACUGGUCAGGACCCUGGUGGACCUGUUUCUGGACAUGGAGGCAGGCACCGGCACAGAGGUGCAGUUGUGUAUAGAAUGCAUAGAUUGGGCGAAGCAGGAGAAACGCACAUUUCUGAGGCAGGCAUUGGAGGCAAGGUUAAUAGCCCUGUACUUUGACACAAAGAAAUAUGAGGAGGCUCUUGCACUGGGGUCCCAGUUGUUACGUGAGCUGAAGAAGAUGGAUGACAAGGCCCUGCUGGUGGAGGUGCAGCUGUUGGAGAGUAAGACGUAUCACGCACUGCAGAACAUUCCCAAGGCCCGCGCUGCGCUCACCUCCGCAAGAACCACAGCCAACGCCAUCUACUGUCCACCCAAACUCCAGGCACAGCUGGACCUACAGUCUGGGAUACUUCAUGCAGAAGAGAAGGACUUCAAGACUGCCUACUCCUACUUCUACGAGGCUUUUGAAGGGUUUGACUCUGUAGACAGCCCCAAGGCGGUGUCUGGGCUGAAGUACAUGUUACUGUGCAAGAUCAUGCUUAACAGCCCAGACGAUGUUCAGUCCAUCAUCAGUGGGAAGUUGGCCCUGAGGUAUGCUGGACCCAACAUCCAGUGUAUGAAGACUCUAGCUACAGCUUACCACAAUAGGUCCAUAUCCGAAUUCAAGAAGACCCUGGUGGACUAUUCCGAAGAGCUGAAAGACGACCCCAUCAUCCAGUCCCACCUGGACGACCUCUACAACAACCUUCUGGAGCAGAACCUGUGCCGCAUCAUCGAACCCUUCUCCAGAGUACAGAUUGAACAUGUAGCAAACAUCAUCAAACUGCCACUUCAUGUCGUGGAGAAGAAGUUAUCUCAGAUGAUUCUGGACAAGAAGUUUCAUGGUAUCCUGGACCAGGGAGAAGGUGUGCUGAUUGUCUUCGAUGAACCUCCUGUUGAUAAAACUUACGAGGCAGCUCUAGAUACUGUUCAGAGUAUGGGAAAGGUAGUGGAUUCAUUGUACAAGAAAGCCAAACGGUUGACAUAAGAUAAAAACUAUCACUUUUGAAGCUUUGUUAGAGAUACGCUGUCACUAUCUAAAUUUUGCUUACUAGCUAUCAGUUUAAGGCCAAAUACUUGUCCGACAUUAUUACAUAAUAAUACCCUUUCUGUGGGUCUAGUUCUAUACCUUUUACACUGGUAUGUGGACAUUUGUGUUUUGUGUUGUUUCUGCUUCCAUGUAAUGAAAACAGUAGGAUGAAAUUAAACAAUAUGUACAAAGCAUUAUUUACAGACUUUGUUUUGAGUGCAAAAUAAAGAAUUCCUGCAUACUCUCCAA